UACUGGAAUUAAAUUUGUUGUCUGCGUGGCGAAGGACCGUCGACGAACCGUGACGACGCGAUAAUCGCAGCCCGUGUAAUCUCGUGCGAUCGUGUGCUCUCCGCGAGAAACUACUUCGCACUUCGCACAGCAGGUCUCCGAGGAACGAUCGAGAAUGCAGGUUCUACGCUGUGAUCCCGGAUGCUGCGCGUCUAGGAUGGAUCGCCGAGUUGGACACGCGAUCGAUAUGUAUCGCUGACAAUUGCCUACGAUUCUUACAGCCUAUUCGAAUUGCCAUAUGGCGAUGGGUGAGCCGUUGGGUUUGAGCAACAGCGAAGUUCGUAAGCUUUGCAAAACACCAGAUCCCUCAACAAAUGGGUUUAUAAUGCAGCAGACGAUGUACCGUAUAAAGGACCCAAGAAAAUCCUUGCCCUUUUAUACCGAAGUCCUCGGAAUGACCUUGCUGCAAAAGCUCGACUUUCCAGAAAUGCAAUUCUCCCUGUAUUUCCUUGGAUACGAGGACCAGAAGGAAAUCCCACUCGAUCGUAGAGAAAGUAUUGAAUGGACAUUCCGUAAAAAAGCGACCAUAGAGUUAACGCACAAUUGGGGAACAGAAACAGAUCCCGAUGUAAAAUAUUACAAUGGAAAUGCAGAUCCCAAAGGAUUUGGUCACAUUGGAAUAGCAGUACCUGACGUCGACAAAGCCUGCCAAAGGUUCGAGAUGUACGGUGUGGAAUUCGUGAAGAAACCAAAUGACGGCAAAAUGAAGGGCAUAGCUUUUAUUAAAGACCCCGAUGGUUACUGGAUCGAAAUCCUGCAUGGUGCUAACAUUGCCAAUUACAUGUUAGGUAUGGUAGAGGAUAGAAAGUAUGAGAUCCCAAGCCGUAUCGAGUGCGACGGUUAUCGAGGUACGUUGAAAUACGUCGGACCCGUUGGGAACACCAAGGGAGAGUGGUUGGGCGUAGACUGGGACGAUUCGACUCGUGGCAAACACAAUGGCACGUACGAAGGCGUAGAGUAUUUUCAAGCCAGACAUUCCACAUCAGGCUCUUUUAUACGACCGGGCAAAGCCAAGUUUGGGAUAUCUUGCUCGCAGGCCAUCAAAAUGCGCUAUGGGCUAAUCGACGAUGAAUUAGCGGGCGUAGACAGGGACGAGGUGUCGAGCUUAAGGAAAGAAAUCAAUGCACCGUUUUUGGAAUUUGUCGGCUUCUCCAAAGUGAAUAAGAAACAGAGCAAGUUUGACGAGCUAAAGAUAGUGUGGCUGAGGGAGCAAUGUGUAUCCAAUGCGGGAGAGCCAUGGGAAUUGAAAGAACUGUGUCCUAAUUUGGAGGAAUUGGAUUUAUCUAGAAAUUUAAUAAAUUCGUGGAAAAUUGUAGCAGACAUCUGUUCCCAGCUUCGUUUUCUGAUGCGUCUUAACGUCAGUGAGAACCAUUUGCCUAUAGAAGAUGUGGCAGCGUUAAAAGAUUCGUUUCCAACUGUUAAGCAUUUAACUAUAGCUAGAAUGAAUUACAACUGGUCUGAUAUUCGGCAAUGUAUAUCCAUGUUUCCGUCGAUCGAAGAACUUUCAGUCUCUUUUAAUAUUGUCACAACCAUAGAAGACAUAACGGCAAAUACUAAUUUAAUGAGAAUAAUUACAUUAAUACUCGAAGGAAAUCUAAUAUCAAGUUGGGAUGAGAUACUUAAACUAGGUUCCCUUCCGUGCUUAGAAUAUCUUAAUUUGAAUUUAAAUAAAAUAGAUAGAAUUAGAUUUCCAUCUUCAACAUCAACAGAUAAGACUGCUUUGUUUCCAAUGCUACGUCAUCUACAUAUUUCGGAAAACCACAUAUCAGAGUGGCAAUCGAUUAGCGAAUUGGAUAAACUAUCAAAUCUAGAAGACUUGAAAUUCAGAGAAAAUCCCAUUUUGAAGAACGAAACUGUAGAGACUGCUCGACAAUUGAUAAUCGCAAAGAUAGCGAAAUUAAAGAUCUUAAAUGGUACAGAGAUACCUCAUAAUGAAAGGAGAGGCGCAGAGCAUGAUUACUUGAAGUUGUUUUUACCAGUGUGGCUAGAAACCGAAAGUAAUUCAGAAAAGCGAACGUCAUUUAUAAAUGAACAUCCGCGAUAUCCUAUUUUAGUCAGUAAAUAUGGAAUUGCGGAUAUUCCUUCGGCUAAACCGAAAGUAGAAAUGGUUUCCAAUGUGAUAACGGUGGAAUUUGUAUGUCCGGACGAUCCAUGUCAGUCUAGAGGGAUUAAAAGGAAGUUACUUAAAGAUAUGGAAGUUCAAAAAAUGAUUGGGCUUGUUCAAAGGCUUUUUAAAACCGGUGGAAAGAUUCCGGCUCUUUCGUUUAUUCAACGGAAUCUAUCGAACGAUGAAAUCUCGUUGGACAAACCGCUACAAGAACUUAGUUACUAUUCAAUACAGGACGGCGAUCAAGUUCUUGUGAGGUGGUGAUAUCGAAUAAAUUAUAUCUAUAGAUAUGACUGUAUUUUCUACGCUGUUAAAGUCCGCUCUAUGAUACUUUGUUAUUAAAAUUUUUUUAAUUGCA
Molecule: messenger RNA, 2504 nt
Organism: Temnothorax curvispinosus
Lineage: Eukaryota; Metazoa; Arthropoda; Insecta; Hymenoptera; Formicidae
Product: lactoylglutathione lyase-like
Exons: 11
Coding region: 278-2410 (710 amino acids)
Molecular function (GO): lactoylglutathione lyase activity; metal ion binding; protein binding
Source: RefSeq, a predicted model, not a curated record